AUGGAUAACGCACCAUAUCAUUCCAUGUAUAUUAAUAAUUACCCAAAAUGUAAUGCUCGAAAAGCUGAUGUGCAGAAUUGGCUGAAAAAUCAAGGCGUUAAUUUUUCACCACUAGAAACAUUAGCUGAAUUGCGUGAACGACUUAAAUUGUUAAUACCGUCGUUUAAUAGGUACGAGUUAGACGAAAUCGCUUGUUCGAUGGGCCAUGAAGUAAUUCGGCUACCACCGUAUCACUGCCAGUACAACCCUAUCGAACUCAUAUGGGCGCAAGUCAAAAGUGAAGUGGCAAAAAAAAAUAACACUUUUAAAAUGGUGGACGUCGAAAGACUUACAAAUGAGGCGUUGGAUUCGGUAUCAAAAAGUGACUGGGAGAAAUGUGUUGAACAUGCUGAGAAGAUUCAAGAUGAAGAUUACGAAAAGGAAAUAUUGAGAGACAGUUUGACGGAGCCAAUGAUUUUAACAUUUGCAUCUGAUGACAGUGAUUUCGGUACUGACGGAGACAGCGAAAACGACGUUGAAGAACUAGAAUAA
Sipha flava (yellow sugarcane aphid) is the source of this 531-nucleotide messenger RNA. RefSeq lists its product as uncharacterized. Gene Ontology annotation, molecular function: nucleic acid binding. The transcript has a single exon. The record is from RefSeq and is a predicted model, not a curated record. Lineage: Eukaryota; Metazoa; Arthropoda; Insecta; Hemiptera; Aphididae. The coding region runs from base 1 to 531 and encodes 176 amino acids.